Messenger RNA from Phytophthora infestans T30-4, 3315 nucleotides. RefSeq names its product cation-transporting ATPase, putative. The coding region runs from base 1 to 3315 and encodes 1104 amino acids. The record is from RefSeq and is a predicted model, not a curated record. NCBI's taxonomy places the organism in Eukaryota, Oomycota, Peronosporomycetes, Peronosporales, Peronosporaceae. The transcript is spliced from 3 exons. Gene Ontology annotation, molecular function: nucleotide binding; P-type transmembrane transporter activity. Gene Ontology annotation, cellular component: membrane.
AUGCAGAUCGAAGCUGCCGAGGGUAUUCUGCAAACGGGUUUCUCCCCUUCGUAUCUAGGCAACUUUGUCUUUGGUUGUGUGGUGGUGGCGUCUCUCGCAUUGAACGUGAUCCUCAUCAUAAUCAUUUGCGACUACUACGGCAACUUUGACCCUCCGCUUUUCGACACGUCUGAGGACAAUGCUCUUGUGUUCAUUAUCGUGUGGGACAUCAUCUUCAACUUCUUCCGUGUCCGUGUGCCACUCGACAAGUGCGCGUUCGUCUACAUGCUCAAGCGUGACGAGACCGAGGUAUUGCUAGCUGAUCGAUCGGGUGUGUCGGACUUCGUAGCUAAAGUCGAGAGCUUCUUCACCUCCAAGGGAAAGAUCAGCGGAUACCGUACGACUGUUCCGGUGGUGGAGGUAGAUGGACUCCGAAUUGUCGAGUUCCAGCACACCCGAUACGUGUACGAGGAGACCGAACAGCGCUUUGUGCCUGGUGUCGUCGCACUCGGUCGCACCUACGACGACAUGCAACAAGAAGCCAGCGGACUAUCGGAUACCGAAGCGAGACAUCGGAUCAACACGGUCGGAUCGAACUCCGUUGACGUGGAGAUGCCGUCGCUGCCAGUGUCCAUGGCGCAGGAGUUCUUCACUCUGUUCUACAUCUACCAGAUCAUGUGCUACUACGUCUGGUACUACUUCACGUACUGGAACAUGGGGAUUGUCAUGACGGUCGUGGUGCUGGGUGCCGCCGUGGUUAACAUCUACACGCAGCGUCAGAUCCAGUCGUCGAUUGUCAAGAUGACCCGUUAUCGCACGGAUGUGACGGCGUUCCGUGCCGGUGAGUGGCGAGUGUUGUCCUCUCCCGAUUUGGCACCUGGUGACCUGGUGAAGGUAUCGGAGAACUGGGUGGUGCCGUGCGAUAUGGCCAUCGUGAAGGGCACGACGGUGUGUGACGAGUCCAUGUUGACCGGUGAAUCGAUGCCGGUGCAGAAGUUCCCGAUCCCUGAACGCAGCUCGGAAGUGUAUGACCCUGAGAAGGGCAGCAAGAAGCACACGCUGUUCGCUGGUACUCGCGUCUUGUCUUCGGGUCGCAAUGAGGAGAUUCUGGCGAUUGUACAGACAACUGGUGCGCAUACGACGAAGGGUCAGUUGAUUCAAUCGAUCCUGUUCCCGAUCCCGAUGCGAUUCAAGUACAACGAGCACCUGAAGGUCUUGAUCGGCCUUCUUCUCGUCUACGCUGUCAUCGCGUGUAUUCUUGUGAUCAACUUCUUGUUGAGCAACGGCAAGUUGAGCAACCGUUAUGCCGCAUUCUGCUACGCCAUCUUUGUUCUGUCGUGCGUCAUCAGUCCACUCCUCCCCGUUGUCAUCACGGUUGGCCAGGUGAACGCCUCCCAGCGUCUCGAAAAGCUCGGCGUUUUCUCACUCAAUGUCCAACGUAUCACUCUCGCCGGUAAGGUGCGCAUUUUCUGCUUCGACAAGACCGGCACCCUCACCAAGCAGGGACUCGACUUCCUCGGCGUUCAACCGGUUAGGGACGGCCUCUUCACCCCCAUUGUCAACGAUGUGAAGGACGCAUCGUCGUCUGAAGAUCUUCUGUACGCCCUGACGACGUGCCACUCGGUCGGCUCUCUCGAAGACCGUCUCGUGGGUAACGAAGUGGAGGUGCGCAUGUUUACGGCCACGGGUUGGGAGCUGGUCGAGAAGGAAGGAGAACAGCCGUAUGUGAGGUCGAAGGUGGACCCGGGACUGGAACUGGAGUUCGUCAAGCGCUACGACUUCGACCACCACCGCAUGUCCAUGAGCGUCGUGGUGCGCAACCGCAAGAGUGGCAAGUACUAUGUGUUCUGCAAGGGGUCGUACGAGCGCAUGCAACAGCUGAGCACACCUGGCAGUGUGCCGGCGGACUACAAGAGCGUGGCCGACCGUCUCGCCAAGGACGGAUGCUACGUUUUGGGUCUGUCGUACCGCGAGCUGCCGAGCGACUGGACGCAUGAGCAAGUUGUCGAGUUUGCCAACGACCGCGAGGCUGUGGACGAGAGUCUGUCGCUGCUGGGUCUCAUUCUGUUCCGUAACGAGCUCAAGGACGACACGGCCGACGCCAUCGCCAAGCUCAAGGCCGGCGACAUUCGCACCGUCAUGAUCACGGGUGACAACGCCAUGUGCGGCUGCUACAUUGCUCGCCAGAGCGGCAUGGUGUCGUCGAGCUCUCGUGUGAUUUUGGGUGAGAUGGUGUCAACGACUGAGUUCAAGAAGUUGGUGUGGCGCGACGUGGACUCGGAGGAAGAGUACGACCUGCCUGCGGUGAAGAGUUUGGUCGAACGGGGCGAGGACGUGGAGCUGGCCGUCACGGGUGUGGCGUUCGACUACCUGGUGUCCAUGGGCGAGAUCAAGGGGUUGUUACUGCACAUCCGCAUCUACAGUCGCAUGACACCCGACGGCAAGGUGGAGUGUGUGAAGCUGCACAUGGAGACAGGAGCAGUGACUGGUAUGUGCGGCGACGGUGGCAACGACUGUGGUGCUCUUCGUUUCGCGCACUGCGGUGUGGCUCUAAGUGACGCUGAAGCUUCAGUUGUGUCGCCGUUCACGAGCAAGUCGAAGACGAUCCAGUCGUUCCUCAUCAUGUACGGCCUCAUCGGUUCGGUGCUUCGGUUGUUCAUGUAUUACCAUGCCAUCAAUCUUUCACAGUGGUGCUGGAUCUUGGUCGAGGGUUUCAUGCUGGUUGGAUGUUCAUACGUCAUCACGUUGUCCAAGCCACUGGAUGAACUGAAGGAUAUGCGACCGACGUCGAGCCUGAUUGGACCUACCACGCUGUCCUCUAUCCUCGGACAGGAGGUGAUCAACAUCAUCUACUUGUGUUUCAGCAUCCAUCUGCUCUCAAGUCAAAUCUGGUACUGCCCCUUUUCCCCAGACAAUGUGGAUGUUGCUAAGUGGUGGCUCAUGUCGGAUAACCACCUGGCCACGACGCUGUUCUUCUCGGUUAUUUUCCAGCAGCACAUUGGAGCAUGGGUCUUCAGCUUCGGCUCGACGUACCGCCAACCCAUCUGGAAAAACUAUUUGCUCAUCGCGUUCUUCGCGGCGGUCGGAGCGCUCGACCUGUACAUGCUUCUGGGUGAGCCGAGUAUCGUCACCGAUCGCUUCCGCAUCUCGAGCGGCACGAACGUCGUUGGACUGCCGGACAUUCCAAUGCCCAUGAGCUUCCGCCUCAAGUUGUUCGCCAUGCUCCUCGGCAACGUCUUCACGUGCAUCCUGUUCGAGUACUUCGUGGUACUCGGUCCUGUCCGCUCGUACUUCCGCAACAAGUACCAUAAGGACCUGAUCCCGAUGAAGAAGUAA